CUGAAAACGGACACUUGACAGACGCUGCCGUGAGGAAGUCGUCUGUGAAACAAACCUUCAGCCUGCUGCAGUUCGUCUGGGAGGACGAGUCCAAUACUCGGAACCGAAUCAACAAGACGACGAGUCUCCACCGCAGAACCUCCCCGAACAUCGAACAUGGCGCAGGACAACAUUUUCCUCUUCGUUCCGAAUUUAAUCGGUUACGCCCGAGUUGUUCUGGCCUUCAUCGCCUUCUACCUGAUGCCCUGCUGCCCGUGGCCCGCCAUCUUCUGCUACCUGCUCAGCGCUCUGCUCGACGCCUUCGAUGGCCACGCUGCCCGGGCGCUCAACCAGUCCACCAAGUUUGGUGCAAUGAUGGAUAUGCUGACAGACCGCUGUGCCACCAUGUGUCUGCUGGUCAACCUGUCCCUGCUCUACCCCUCCUACACCUUCCUGUUCCAGGUCAGCAUGUGUCUUGACAUCGCCAGCCACUGGCUGCACCUGCACAGCUCAACAAUUCAGGGAUCAGCCAGUCACAAGACUAUCGACCUCUCCGGCAACCCCAUCCUCCGCAUCUACUACACAUCCAAGCCGGUGCUGUUUGUCAUGUGUGCUGGGAACGAGCUCUUCUUCUGUCUGCUCUACCUCUUCUAUCACAUUGAGGAGCCGGCAGCGUGGCUGUACUGGCUGCAGGGUCUCUGCGGGAUCAUCUGCCUGCUCAAAUCCGGCAUCAGCCUCCUGCACCUCAUCACCGCCUCCCAGAACAUGGCCGCCCUCGACGCCGCCGAGCGAGAGAAGAACACGAAGACGCAGUGAGAGAGGAGCCAGCGAGAGCUUCAGCUACACAUCCACCAUGUUUUUAUGUUUUAUUUAUCUUUAUUUUAGAGGUAACAGUAGACUUUAUACACUUGAACCAAGGUCACUUGAACCAAGGUGACUUAAAUAAGACGUCAAACAUCGAGAACACACUUCAGUUUGUCUCAAAACGCCUCAGCAGAGAAGUCGAUCUACAUCUGAUCUGUUUACAGUGAUCAUGAAGACGUUCAGUCAAACAGCUGAGAGCUCAGACAGUGAACACAUCAGACCCUCUGAGUCACGCUGCUCCUGUUUUCAGGCCCAGUUUGUUCAGUCAAAGUGAAAAAGACAAUCAGACCAACACAAAAAUCACAUUUACUCAGAAAUGUGUUUGUAGAUGUUAAAAGUAAACCAACCCAAUCUCCUGAAGAAAUUCUGUAAAACCACAGACGAACUCAACCAGGACGCAACUUAAAGUUUGUUUAGGUUGAAUUUCUGAUUCUCUUGUCACAGCGCUGUGGUUAAAAAACAUCAUGGUUUGUCCUGAAACAUCUGUUGUGGCCUCGAUCACAGAUGGAAACAGUCCGACUAAUUUUUAAACACACCCAGUUUGGAUAUGAAAUAAAACAGUGUGACAGCUGAAGAGGAUAAAAUAUGAACAUGAGGACACGUCGGGUUGAAAUGUCAACGUUAUCUGUGCGAACAUGAUGUCCUGGUGACGGAGGAUUAAUGACAAAUCAACAGAAACUAUAAAAUAAAUAUUACAGACAUGUUUGGGAGUUCACAGAGAAGAUAAAAACAGGACGGAUCAUCUUCUCUGCAAACUCACGGCCUUCAUGUCUUCAUUAAUGGUGAAUAAAUCUUAAAUCAUGCUUAAUUUAUCAGUUAGAAACCAAUAACUGCUGCUUAUAUCUGACACAAAACCCACUGGUUCCAUCUCAACAGAUCAGUGUUCGAUCAUUGUUUUCAUUUUCUGUGAUGAUAAAUUUAAUAUCUUUGAGUUUUGGACAGUUGCUUGGACAAAACAUUUAAAUAUUUCAUGUUUUUUGGACCAAAUAUUAAACAGAGAAAAUAAUCCAUAGAUGAAACGAUGAAGAAAAAAAUUGUGAGUCAGAUUUUGGUUCUGAGGUCGUCGUCUUCUUCAGGAUCGACCCGACCCAACAGGACUUCUGAUCACUGGUUUCUAACCGAUGACGCUGUAGUUAUGAAAGAUUUAUUGACCAGCUGUCACCACAUUAUUAUAAUGUUCUUGGACAAAAUGGCUGCUGCUUCAUCGUCUCCUGGCAGGUGGAAAUAUAAAUAUUAUGCGUAAAAAUGAGAACGAUCCACCUUUAUUCCUCAUCUGUCUUUUUCAUUGUUAAUAUUUUAAAUUAUAAAAAUGAAAUUGUGUCCCUGAAAUCACCACCAACCAUCAAACUGAAGCUUUGUUCACUUUAUUCAGACGUCUUUUUGUUCGUUAGUUGAAAAAAAUCACCAUUUAUUUUUAUCAUUUUGUGUUAUUAUUUUUUUUAAUCAUAAAGAGAAAUAUGUGCAAAGAAAAGCAUCGACAGACCAAACACUGAAGCCAUGUUCAGUUUAUUCAGACGUCUUUUUGUUCUUAUUCACAAUCUUUUACUUGUUUGUGUUGUAACGAAGGUAGAAAGUGUUUAAAUAUCAGUUAAAAUAUGCUCUAAUAUUCCUUUUGUGACGUCCAAGCCACUAUUUUUUGCUGUUCUUGUUCAUUUCUUGAGAUUCCUGCUCUUAUUUCGGUGCGGUUGAAACGGUGAUUGUCUUAUUUGAGGGAUUUUGCUUAUUUGACAUUUCUGAUGCUGUUUUAUUUUGUGGUAGACGACGAGACGUGUUUCCUGUUUGUUUUAGUCACUUAGAGACAAAUAGAGUUACGCAGGUCAUAAGUUAUACCUCACGUGAAGAGCACCAAGUAUUACAGUUUAUGGUUUUGCGUUGUUGCAUUUUAAUGUCACACAUUUGUGCUGCUCAUCGACGACUGUAAAGACAAAGUGUCGACAGAGUGUGAAAAGUGUUAACGUAAAGAUUUGCCUCUUGUUUUCCUAGAAUGUAUUCUUAUGAAUUAUAAAUGUAUAUCAACAGCAAAGCCAAGUCUUAUAUUGUAUUUAAGACACCAAUUGUUGUUAUUAAUAUAUUUGAUGGUUAUUUUGUUUGAAGUGGUUUGAAUCUACUGUAAAAGCAGCUACAAAAUAAAGAAAAUAAAAAAAACACGUUUCUGCACGGUCGUAUGGAUCAUCGCUCAGAUCAAUAUGAUGUUAACUCAGUCUUCUCAGAUGUAAACAGCGAUUGUUUCCACUGAUGAGACUGGUUUUAUUGAGCAGUCUAAUUAUUUUAAACACUGUAAAGUCAUAGAGAGGUGGUCAGCUUCAUGUAUAUGAGGGGUUGAAAUAACAGCUAUUACCUGUGUGAAAAUAAAACUAGAGGCUUAAAAUGGA
Molecule: messenger RNA, 3215 nt
Organism: Acanthopagrus latus (yellowfin seabream)
Lineage: Eukaryota; Metazoa; Chordata; Actinopteri; Spariformes; Sparidae
Gene: cdipt
Product: CDP-diacylglycerol--inositol 3-phosphatidyltransferase (phosphatidylinositol synthase)
Exons: 6
Coding region: 157-795 (212 amino acids)
Biological process (GO): phosphatidylinositol biosynthetic process
Cellular component (GO): Golgi apparatus; membrane
Molecular function (GO): CDP-diacylglycerol-inositol 3-phosphatidyltransferase activity
Source: RefSeq, a predicted model, not a curated record